GUCCAGGAGAGAAACCCAGACCUCCCUCUCCCCAGCGACACUUUCCAGCUCAUCCUGGGGGACCCCGAGGCGUUCCCAGACCAGUGAGGAUACACAAUCCCCUUCUCCAUGAGCACGUUUCUACUCUAUUCAGGUUGUUACAGUAUGAAACGUCUCAGGUCGUCCAGCAGCAGUGACAGUUCCGACAAUGAGAGUCCUUCGACCUCCUUCUGCUCCUCUAACAAAUAUGGCAGCAAACCUGGAACCCCCGCCUCCAACCCAAAGAAACCAGCAGAAGUGUUCAGAAAAGACCUGAUAAGUGCCAUGAAGAUACCUGAUUCCCACCACGUGUCUCCAGAGGACUACUAUCUGCUGGCAGACACCUGGAGGCAGGAGUGGGAGAAGGGAGUCCAGGUGCCAGCGAGUCCAGACACCAUCCCAGAGCCGUCUGUCAGAGUUAUUGCUGAGAAGCCCAAAGAAACUCUUUACACCCACCAGAGGAAGUACGUUCAGUGUUCAAGCCAGGAAUCGACAGAACCAGGAUAUGUCAACAUCAAAGAGCUGGCAGAGGCCAUGUGUCGCUACGAUCUGGACGAUAUGGAUCUGUACUGGCUGCAGACGCUCAACCAGGAGCUGAGCAGGAUGGGAGAGGCGCCUGUAGAUGAGCUGACGAUGGAGCGAGCCAUGGAGGCCCUGGAGAGGCAGUGCCACGACAACAUGAAGCAUGCCAUCGAGACCGUGGAAGGCCUGGGCAUCGAAUACGACGAGGACGUCAUCUGUGACGUGUGCCGUUCCCCGGACAGCGAAGAGGGAAAUGACAUGGUGUUCUGUGACAAGUGCAACAUCUGCGUCCAUCAGGCUUGCUACGGCAUCGUCAAAGUGCCUAUUGGGAACUGGCUCUGUAGGACGUGUGUCCUCAGCCUCGACCCACAGUGUCUUCUGUGUCCAAAGAAGGGCGGAGCUAUGAAGGCAACGCGUGCCGGAACCAAGUGGGCUCACGUAAGCUGCGCCCUGUGGAUCCCAGAGGUGAGCAUCGCUUGUCCUGAGCGAAUGGAGCCCAUCACAAAGGUCUCCCACAUCCCCCCCAGUCGCUGGUCUCUCAUCUGCAGUCUGUGUAAACUGAAGACAGGUGCAUGUAUCCAGUGUUCAGUGAAGAACUGCACCAUUCCUUUCCAUGUGACCUGUGCCUUUGAGCACAGCCUGGAGAUGAAGACCAUCCUGGACGAGGGUGACGAAGUCAAGUUCAAGUCUUACUGCCUCAAGCACAGCAAGCCCAAAUCAGGGGAGGCGGGCCUGAGCCCGGCUCGCUCCAAACCCACCGGAGAGGCGGGGAAGGUGGGCCWGAGGGCGCAGAGACUCCAGGAGCUGGAGGAGGAGUUCUACACUCUGAUCCACCUGGGGCAGCUGGCGAGGGACCUGGGGCUCUCGGAGCACCUGGUGGACUUCAUGUAUCAGUACUGGAAGCUGAAGAGGAAGUCCAGCUUUAACAAAGCUCUGCUGCCCCCUAAAGAGGAGGAGGAGAACCUGGUGCUGCAGCCUCAGGAGGACAGCGUUCACACACGCAUGAGGAUGUUCAUGCACCUGAGACAGGACCUAGAGCGGGUCUUCCCGCCUCCUUCCCGGUGGAGAACACGCUGUUCCACCCACCUCCAAGGAUCACGUUAAAACUGAAGAUGCCCAAAGCCCUGAGUCUGGGAAACGGGAAUUCGUCUUCCACGCCUGUGGGUGGUCUGCUSUGCCCUGACGGCAGCCGUAACGUCUCUGAACUCGCCGCCGAGGGGCUGGGCCUCGGCAAGCCWCAGCUGCACGCUCGCGGCAGCAAAGAGGAGCGCUCCAACGGCCGCCUGUCGUCCUCGGGCCACCCGAGCGCCACGCCGCAGAGUGGCAAACCCACUGGCAAACAUUUUGUUUUGCAAGCCGCCCCCCACGGUCAUCCCUCCAACAGUAAUGGCAAACUGGACCAGGACCGAACACGGGCGCCCAAACCUAACGGCGUGCUGGAGAAGGCUCAGAAGGACGGUUCGUGCCAAACGCCCAAUAACCGAGAUGCUUCAAAGCGGGAUUUGGAUAAACACAAUUUGCGGAAGUCCGCCAUGGAGCACUUCGGCAAAUCCUUCAAAGAGGCYACUAUUAACUUGGUACGGACAACAGAGGACCUGCGGGUCUCUGAAAAACUGUCCAGAAAGAGCCCGGCUAAGGAGAGACUGUGGGCCACACCCGCGUCGGAGCAUAAAGUGAAAAACAGACGGUCUUAUCAGGACAGCGACGGCUACUGCCCCGAUCUGGAGCUGAGCGACUCCGAGCCAGAGGCCAAAGGUCGGCACCGGCAGAAGGCUGGGCUCCUACAGGACAGAAGGGGGAAGCAGUCCCUGGGGUCCAGAACCAGCGCACACAGGUGACGGCUGCCGCUGUACCCCACCUGCUGCUGCAGGUCUUCUUAAGAGGAUCUGGACCUCGUGGCUCAUCUCCUUCAAGACCUUUCUGUCAGGAACCGCAUCACCACACUGAUGGUGUCGCACAAACAAGAUCAUUUCAWACGUUGGCUCCAAAGUUUAGAUGUUUCCACGUUUUUAGUUAAAACUGCUGAAAAUCCAGUUUUCAGAUCUGCUGAUGAGUAACAUGUAACUGAAGCAAAAAGAAGUUCCAGUUCUUUUGUUGUUUUAUUGUUUUCUACAGUACGUCCAGGAAUUUCAACUGUUUUCUGACAGAAAAUAUUAAGAAAUUCCGAACAUCUUUGAUUUGUCCAGUAGAGGGAGUAGUUUCUUUUUAAACACCCAUUAUGAGUCACACUCUUUAGUUCUGCUGGUUUCUGUGGUCCUGCUGGGGGAAUGACUAAAUAAACACUACGUUUGUCUCAAAAUGUGACAAAGUAUUUUUACAUUCCAAAAAUGUGUCCUUGAACAGCUUCAAAAAGGAGACGUAAAGAAACACGGUGAGAGCGGGGCUGUGGUGACGUUGCCUUUAAUUCUUGUCUUAAAACAUCACAUGAAAACCUUUUUUCUUUUCUUUCCUUUUUUUUUUAAUCAGACUUUACAUUGUGAGAACUAGCUGUGAAACAUGUAUCUUUACAGUCUUUGCUGUUUCUUUUGUUCUUGUUUAAUAAACAACCUGGUAUGACUGGUUCCUGAGAGCUCA
Molecule: messenger RNA, 3114 nt
Organism: Austrofundulus limnaeus
Lineage: Eukaryota; Metazoa; Chordata; Actinopteri; Cyprinodontiformes; Rivulidae
Gene: jade3
Product: jade family PHD finger 3
Biological process (GO): regulation of transcription by RNA polymerase II
Cellular component (GO): histone acetyltransferase complex
Source: RefSeq, a predicted model, not a curated record